AUGGCCAGGCCGGGCUCCGAGUGCGUGCGGGUCUGCGUCCGGUGCCGGCCCCAGAAUUCGCGCGAGACGGGCCAAGGUGUGGCGGUGGCGGUGGACGAGAGCGCCGGCCAGGUGGCGCUGGCUUGUGUCCGCAGCACCGAGCCACCCCGCGCCUUCACAUUUGACGCCGUGUUUGGACCGGAGGCUAGCCAACAAGAUGUGUAUAAUGCCACCGCCCGCGACCUGGUGAACAGCGUGCUAGCCGGCUUUAAUGCCACCGUGUUUGCCUAUGGCCAGACCGGCACCGGCAAGACGCACACCAUGGAGGGCCGCAAGACCUCCGAGGCGGGCAUCAUCCCGCGCACCUUUCAGCAGAUUUUCAACACCAUCGGCGCCAGCCAGGCGCAGACCACCUUUUUGGUGCGAGCCAGCAUGUAUGAGAUUUACAACGAGGAGGUCAGGGACCUGCUGUCGAAGAAUCCCAAAAACCGGCUGGAGGUGCACGAGGCGCGAGAUGGCGGGGUGUACGUCAGGGGGCUCAGCACCUUUGUAGUGCAGAGCCAGGCGGAGAUUGGAGCAGUGCUGGAGGUGGGCACGCGCAAUCGCACGGUGGGUGCCACACUCAUGAAUCAAGACUCCUCACGCUCCCACUCUGUGUUCACAAUCACCGUGGAGGCAGCAGACGCUGCAGUAGGGGAGGCAGCUGGCAGCUUCCGGGUAGGUAAGCUGAACCUGGUAGAUCUGGCGGGCAGCGAGCGGCAGUCCAAGACGGCAGCAGUGGGGGAGCGCCUGAAGGAGGCUACCAAGAUCAACCUCAGCCUGUCGGCGCUGGGCAACGUCAUCUCUGCCCUGGUGGACGGCAAGAGCGGACACAUUCCGUACCGCGACUCCAAACUAACGCGCCUGCUGCAAGACUCGCUAGGAGGCAACACCCGCACCGUCAUGAUUGCCAGCGUGGGACCUGCCGCCUGUAACCAUGAGGAGACGCUGAGCACGCUGCGAUAUGCCAAUCGUGCCAAGAACAUCCAGAACAAGCCAAGGAUCAACGAGGACCCCAAGGCUCGUUGCGCUGAUGCCAUGCUACGCGAGUUCCAGGAAGAGAUAGCAAAGCUGAAAGAACAGCUGGCAUCAGCUGCAACAGGCAGCAGCUCUGAUGGCAGCGCGGAUGCUGCCAUCCCCUCUGCUGAUGCGCACACCCGCUUGCAAUCUGCCAUAGCAGACACGUGGAUAGAUCCUGAAGAGCUGGAGCGCAUGCGGCAGCACCUGGAAACUGAGCUGCGCACUGAAUACAGCAACAGCGGCAUGGAAUUGGAUGAUGAAGCUCUGGCGCAGAUGAAGCAGGAGGUGGAAAUGCAGCUUGUUGAGCAGGUGAAGCAGGCGCAAGCAGAGCAACAACGAGCGGACACUGAGGCCGCGCGCCUGGCGAAGCAGCUGGAGCAGCAGGCAGCCCAGGUACAGCACGAAGCAGAGCGCAUGGACCAGGAGCAUGCGCACAAUGCCGAGCUGGCCGCCAAGCUGCGCAUGUUGGAAAGCAAGCUGCUGCAUGGCGAGCAGCGUGGUGGGCUGGAUAGCCUGGCAAAUCAGACGGCAGCGCAGUUGAACCAGCAAGAAGACGAGCUGAAGAAGGAGCGCACAGCAGCGGUUCAGGCAUCACGACACAUCGCUGUGCUUGAGGCGAGCGCCCACACAGCGCAGGCGCAAUAUAGCUCGUUGCAGGAGGAAGCCAAUGCGCUCACUUCCCAGCUGGACUCAGCAGCGGGCGAUUAUGAGGCAGCUAGAGCCGAGCAGGGCGAUGUGUAUGCUCAAUGGGAGCUGGACAGGGAGGACCUAGUCGAGGAGAUCAGGAGCUUGCACUACAGCCUGGCCCUGAAAAAUUUGGUGAUAGAUGCCUUCAUACCUCAAGAGGAGGUGUCCAAGCUGCUGCGGUGUGCCACUUACAACUCCUCCGAGGGCAGCUGGAGCCUGGGCCACAAGGGCGCCGGAAGGGCAAAAUCGGCGGCACUGCCCAAGCGGCCAGCGUCGGCUGCCCUUCGCGCGGAUGGGGCCACACAGCCCAAGGUGCUGCUGCUGGAGCUUCAACUGGACGUCCCUGAGAGAAAAUUGCUCGACUUCGCCAGCCUGCAGCAAUGUGCCGCACUGUAAUAAUAGCACCAGCGCUCCGCCCGCUGCGCUGGCACCCCUAGUAUGGCUAUCAAGCAGCUCAUGACAAAUCUGCACGCUUGGCUACAACUGCAAAUUCAGGAAUGUAAGAAAGAAACUCGCCUCCC
Molecule: messenger RNA, 2246 nt
Organism: Chlorella variabilis
Lineage: Eukaryota; Viridiplantae; Chlorophyta; Trebouxiophyceae; Chlorellales; Chlorellaceae
Exons: 12
Coding region: 1-2121 (706 amino acids)
Biological process (GO): microtubule-based movement
Molecular function (GO): microtubule motor activity; ATP binding; microtubule binding
Source: RefSeq, a predicted model, not a curated record